Molecule: messenger RNA, 372 nt
Organism: Lentinula edodes (shiitake mushroom)
Lineage: Eukaryota; Fungi; Basidiomycota; Agaricomycetes; Agaricales; Omphalotaceae
Exons: 2
Source: RefSeq, a predicted model, not a curated record
GAGACCUGAUAGAGUGUUCUCGAAGCGUCGGCCUCGCUUUCUCCUCAACGAAGCAAUCGAACGAAACAUGAAUUGCUUGCAGAUGUAUGAUUGUGGGGCUGUCCAGAUGAACUCGCUCCACUUUAAUUCGCGAGCACAGCUUCGAGUCGAUGAUUUUUUCGCUCGCUGCGGGUGUCAAUAAAAGGGGCACGGCUCUUCCGCUUUUGAUUGCCACACUACCCAAAUCUACUUUGCUGCUGCAAACAAAGCUAAAUCGGGGCUCAUAUUCAAAGUUUCCCCUGGUUCGUCCUGUCUGUCAGUCAAAAAGGACACUGAAAAGCCCAUACGGACGCCAACUUCGUACGGAUGUCCUGCGCCAAAGUCGCAACUAUG